AUGAAUGAUGAAAAAGAACAUGAAAGGUUACAAAAUUUAAUUGAUGAUGUUUUAAGUGAUGAACUAAGCGAUCCAGAUGUAGAUCCGGAAGACAGUGAGGAAAGCCUUUUAGAGGAUAACUGUAUCUCUUUCUAUUCGUCUUUAAAAGAAGGACUCUAUGCAAAUAACACACUUAGUGACUUAACAAUCCCAAAUGGACAGUCUCUAAUACCAGUAUAUUUUCCUUCUACCUCUGGUAACAAAAGAACUCGUUUCACCAACAUAAGUUUUGACUUACCUACUUUAUGGGUUACUGCUAGAUCUCCAAACUUAAAGUUUAGAAAUGCACCACCCACCAUAGCCUUUGCAGCUCCUAAAUCAGCUCCUAAAAAGAAAUCAAAAACUGAUGAUGAAGAAAUUGACGACUAUAAUCAGAAAUUUGGAGACAAAUGUAGAGACACAAAGCAAUGCGCGUUUGAUGGAGCCGUCUGCGACGAUAUAACCCACAAAUGUCUUUGCAAGCCCGAUCUGCCAGUCACGAAUCACAUCGAUAAAUGCGGUAUAUCCAAAGCUAGAGAAAUUGGAGAAAAACAGUUAUCUGAAAUAGAUUUGGCCUCUACCAUAAAGUCUUUUGAGACUUCUGAGAGUUGUGCUGUUAAAAUCAGAAGAUAG
Molecule: messenger RNA, 651 nt
Organism: Diabrotica balteata
Lineage: Eukaryota; Metazoa; Arthropoda; Insecta; Coleoptera; Chrysomelidae
Source: the annotation of a GenBank genome assembly